AUGGCCCGGACAUCUAGCCGGCCAGCCCUGUCUCCGUCGGUGGGUGCGAGACGAAGUAACACAAGUCGCGCGUCGCGUUUCUGGAGGUCAAAUUCAGGGUCGAACGGCUCCUCUAGGUCAGGCCAACUUCCGGCAAAGACUUUCGUGGUUCCCUUGUUUUUAUCAACUUCGAGGUCCUCAGCACUGUUCGCCCGAGGGGCCUUACCGACUAGCACGAGAUCCACGAGAUCCACACGCUCCGUCAUCGAGACCGGAGCUCCUGAAAACAGAGGUAUUCAACCAUUGUCGGUACCACAAAGUGGUCCAGAAGAGUCAUCAGACAUGUACGGAGGCAGCGAACAGGGCCAGAGUACCACCGAAGAGCAUACAAUGCCAGUUCCUAUUGCGAGAAACUUGGACGACGCCCCUUCGGUUUCAACAUAUCGAGCCACACGCUCAAUCCAAAGCGGAAGCCGCAGCAAACACUCAUCGAGGCGCCAUGGUAUGCCACAAGGCGUGUCCAGAAGAUCAUUUCGUGAUCCCAAAGUGAAUGCAAAGGCAAAGAUCAGUCUAGCCUUUGGGAUUACGCUAUUGGCAGCUUUGAUCAUCUACUUGGCCCUCGCUGUCACUGGGGUUGGCAGGAAUACCAUGUUCCAUGUGCUGUCAAUUCUCUUGAUUCUCACGCUAUUGGGAGUGUUCUCCCAUCAAGUGAUCCGCAUGCUCGUGCUUAUGCGACGACCGAGAAGAUCUCGACACAGAACCGCGCACAAGUCCCGACGCCAACGAGCUCGAGGUCAAGCGCGUACAAGCCGCCAAGAGUGCGCGAAUAUGGACACAGAAUCAUUUGAUGACCGUCCUCCAGAAAAACCCAUUCAAAUCCACAUGGCGGGUGAUCUAGAAUUUGCUCCCGAUGUGGAGAUGGGUAGGGAUCAUCCCGCAAUUCGAAUUCCACCGCCCGUGUAUGGCAAUUUUCGGACCAGCAAGAGAAUCAACCCAGACCUCGUCCAUUGGAAACAUGUACCUCCAUCGCCACUUACUCCGACUUACGAAGAAGCAGUGAGCCAGGUUCAGCAAACAAUGGGCUAUCGACCUCCCAGCUAUCUAUCUGAGAGUGGCGUGACCGAGGUGGUUGAAAGCCAAACCAGAGAUGUCGAUGCGGCGCUGGAAAAUAUCCAUCCCUUAGAGCGAGAACGAAUGCGGACCCUGGCAGCUGAUGCGCUUGAAGGACGCAAUCAAAGCCAAGUCUAA
Rhinocladiella mackenziei CBS 650.93 is the source of this 1227-nucleotide messenger RNA. RefSeq lists its product as uncharacterized. Lineage: Eukaryota; Fungi; Ascomycota; Eurotiomycetes; Chaetothyriales; Herpotrichiellaceae. The record is from RefSeq and is a predicted model, not a curated record. Bases 1 to 1227 code for a protein of 408 amino acids. The transcript is spliced from 3 exons.